AUGGGAGGAGAUCAUGGGCAGAGAGGAAAAACUAAUAGCAGCGCUGCUCACCUGAGACCUGAGAUUCUCCCAUGAGUUUUGAUUAUGCUCUGCUCCUUACAGCAAAUACACCAUUUUUAAAAGUACCAUUCUUUUGACUUUGCUGUUACUUAAGGGUUCUGUGAUAUUCCGGCCCCUCCGUUUAAAAGCCAGCAGACUUGAGAGCAAUAAGUCUUCAAAACCGGGAAUUUACAUUGUUUUUCAGCUGACCGACUUCCAGGACAAGGACUCAACCGCAUCUACCCAAAUACCAUGGCACUGCUUGCGCCCUUUGCCACCGGAUCCUCCCCUUCCAAUGAGACUUUCUGAUUGUGUCUACCAACUCUCCUAUUAGGAAACCCGUGGGUUGCAUGCAGCUAUUCUGUUGUAUUCUCAUUCUCACUCUCCCUCCCUUCUCUCACUCUCACUCUUGCUGGAGGCAAGCCACUACCAUUCUGCUAAGAAGGAAAAGCCUACAACUGCCUUAAGAGAUUAAGACAGUAUGCGCAAUCCUCAAUUUUCGUAGCAAUCACUGUUUAAAUCUGGCAAGAGCUGACAACAGUCUUUGCAAGAAUGGAAUCGGUAAAACAAAGGAUUUUGGCCCCAGGAAAAGAGGGGCUAAAGAAUUUUGCUGGAAAAUCCCUCGGCCAGAUCUACAGGGUGCUGGAGAAGAAGCAAGACACCGGGGAGACUAUCGAGCUGACAGAGGAUGGGAAGCCCCUAGAGGUGCCGGAGAGGAAGGCGCCGCUGUGCGACUGCACGUGCUUUGGCCUGCCGCGCCGCUACAUCAUCGCCAUCAUGAGCGGCCUGGGCUUCUGCAUCUCCUUCGGCAUCCGCUGCAACCUGGGCGUGGCCAUUGUGGACAUGGUCAACAACAGCACCAUCCACCGCGGGGGCAAGGUCAUCAAGGAGAAAGCCAAAUUCAACUGGGACCCGGAAACCGUGGGGAUGAUCCACGGUUCCUUCUUUUGGGGCUACAUCAUCACCCAGAUUCCGGGAGGCUACAUCGCAUCUCGGCUGGCAGCCAACAGGGUGUUUGGAGCUGCCAUACUUCUUACCUCUACCCUAAAUAUGCUAAUUCCGUCAGCAGCCAGAGUGCACUAUGGAUGUGUCAUCUUUGUUAGAAUACUGCAGGGACUUGUUGAGGGUGUUACCUACCCAGCAUGUCAUGGGAUAUGGAGCAAAUGGGCCCCACCUCUAGAAAGGAGUAGACUGGCAACUACUUCCUUUUGUGGUUCUUAUGCUGGAGCUGUGAUUGCAAUGCCUUUAGCUGGCAUUCUUGUACAGUAUACUGGCUGGUCUUCAGUAUUUUAUGUCUAUGGAAGCUUUGGAAUGGUCUGGUACAUGUUUUGGCUUUUGGUGUCUUACGAAAGUCCUGCAAAGCAUCCUACUAUUACAGAUGAAGAACGUAGGUACAUAGAAGAAAGCAUUGGAGAGAGUGCAAAUCUUUUAGGUGCAAUGGAAAAAUUCAAGACUCCAUGGAGGAAAUUUUUUACAUCCAUGCCGGUCUAUGCAAUAAUUGUUGCAAACUUCUGCAGAAGCUGGACUUUUUAUUUACUGCUCAUUAGUCAGCCAGCAUAUUUUGAGGAAGUCUUUGGAUUUGAAAUUAGCAAGGUUGGCAUGCUAUCUGCUGUGCCACACUUAGUAAUGACAAUUAUUGUGCCUAUUGGAGGACAAAUUGCAGAUUUUCUAAGAAGCAAGCAGAUUCUUUCAACUACCACAGUGAGAAAGAUCAUGAAUUGUGGUGGUUUUGGCAUGGAAGCCACACUGCUUCUGGUCGUUGGCUAUUCUCAUACUAGAGGGGUAGCAAUCUCAUUCUUAGUACUUGCAGUGGGGUUCAGUGGAUUUGCUAUAUCUGGUUUCAAUGUUAACCACUUGGAUAUUGCUCCAAGAUAUGCCAGUAUCUUAAUGGGCAUUUCGAAUGGUGUCGGCACAUUGUCAGGAAUGGUUUGUCCUAUCAUUGUUGGUGCAAUGACAAAGAAUAAGUCACGUGAAGAGUGGCAGUAUGUCUUCCUGAUCGCUGCCCUAGUCCACUAUGGUGGAGUUAUAUUUUAUGCAAUAUUUGCCUCAGGAGAGAAACAACCCUGGGCAGACCCUGAGGAAACAAGUGAAGAAAAAUGUGGAUUUAUUCAUGAAGAUGAACUUGAUGAAGAAACAGGGGACAUUACUCAAAAUUAUAUAAAUUAUGGUACCACCAAGUCUUAUGGUGCCACAACACAGGCCAAUGGAGGUUGGCCCAAUGGUUGGGAAAAGAAAGAGGAAUUUGUACAAGGAGAAGUACAAGACUCAUAUAGCUAUAAGGACCAAGAUGAUUAUUCAUAACAAAGCCAAUUACUGGAUUUAUUUUUAGUGUUUGUGAUUAAAUUCAUUGUGAUUGCACACACACACACACACACACACAAAACCCACAUGAUGUAAACAUGUAAACAUAACAACCAGGCAAGUCUUGCUGUAAAAAUGAAAUGAAAACAAACUCAUGAGGUUACCAUCAAGUGCAAUCUGUAAAAUUGUGAAGUUCCAUCAUUUCCAUUCAAGUCAUUCAUUCUUGCGUUUGUGACUUAAAGGUUAAUUGGUCAAAACUGUAGAAACAAGUAGUUACCCAUUGGGUUCAUAUGAGCUAAAACUCAUCACUAUUUAAUAAAGCACAACUAAAACAGUUGGCACAUCUCAUCCUACAAAAGUUAGGAAGCCAAAGCUACUUGAUCAUGCAAAAUGCACUUAUAUAUUUGUUACACUGCAUUGCAAGAUAUC
Molecule: messenger RNA, 2769 nt
Organism: Saimiri boliviensis boliviensis (Bolivian squirrel monkey)
Lineage: Eukaryota; Metazoa; Chordata; Mammalia; Primates; Cebidae
Gene: SLC17A6
Product: solute carrier family 17 member 6
Biological process (GO): synaptic transmission, glutamatergic; regulation of synapse structure or activity; neurotransmitter loading into synaptic vesicle
Cellular component (GO): synaptic vesicle membrane; excitatory synapse
Molecular function (GO): L-glutamate transmembrane transporter activity; neurotransmitter transmembrane transporter activity
Source: RefSeq, a predicted model, not a curated record